UAUAUAUAUAUAUGAAAGAGGCACGAACGAUCACUGUCCCUCUCACUGCCGUACCUUGCCGAUCUGAAGAAUGUCGGAUUCCGUCUUCGCCGCCGUCGCUCAGGCUCCCGAAGAUUCUAUUUUAGGGGUCACGGUUGCUUAUAACAAAGAUCAGAGCCCUAACAAGCUGAAUUUGGGCGUUGGUGCUUAUCGAACGGAGGAAGGGAAACCUCUUGUCUUGAAUGUAGUGCGGAAGGCAGAGCAGCUGCUUGUUAAUGAUACUUCUCGUGUGAAAGAGUAUCUUCCAAUCACUGGCUUGGCAGAUUUCAACAAGCUGAGUGCCAAGCUCAUCCUCGGAGGCACCAGCCCGGCCAUUCAGGAGAGUAGAGUGGCGACUGUGCAGUGUUUAUCCGGGACAGGUUCAUUAAGGGUUGGAGCCGAAUUUCUUGCCCAACAUUAUCCUGUUAAAACUAUACUCAUUCCGGUGCCGACGUGGGGGAAUCACCCAAAGGUUUUCAAUGCAGCAGGACUGUCCGUGCAGACUUAUCGGUAUUAUGAUCCAAGCACAAGAGGCUUGGAUUUCUCAGGACUGUUGGAAGAUCUCGGGAAUGCACCGUCAAGAGCAAUAGUUCUUUUCCAUGCAUGUGCUCAUAACCCAACGGGAGUCGACCCGACUUCUGAUCAGUGGGAGCAAAUUAGGCAGCUGGUGCGAUCGAAAAGGUUGCUUCCGUUUUUCGAUAGCGCUUAUCAGGGCUUUGCUAGUGGGAGCCUUGACGCUGAUGCAGGGUCUGUCCGGGCAUUUGUUGCUGACGGGGGCGAAUGUCUUGCAGCACAGAGUUAUGCUAAAAACAUGGGAAUGUAUGGCGAGAGAGUUGGCGCACUUAGCAUCGUAUGCAGAAGUGCCGAAAUUGCCAAAAGGGUCGAAAGCCAACUAAAACUGGUCAUCAGGCCAAUGUAUUCGAAUCCACCCAUUCAUGGAGCUUCUAUUGUCGCCACCAUACUCAAGGAUGGGGAACUUUACAACGAAUGGACAGUUGAGCUCAAAGCCAUGGCCGAUAGGAUCAUCAGCAUGCGCCAGCAACUUUUCGAUGCUCUAAAAGCUAAAGGAACCGCGGGGGACUGGAGUCACAUUAUAAAGCAGAUAGGGAUGUUCACGUUCACCGGGCUGAAUGCGGACCAAGUGGCCUUCAUGACUAAGGAAUACCACAUCUACAUGACAUUUGACGGGAGGAUCAGCAUGGCGGGGCUGAGUUCGAAAACAGUUCCGCAUCUUGUAGAAGCCAUACAUGCUGCCGUUACAACCAUUGGUGCAUAGAUCGCCGGAGGCGCUUUCUCAAUAGAUCAAUUUUAAGCAGGUAAAUUUUUUUCACCAGGGAUAUUAAUAUUGUUGUUGAAUAAAGCAGAAGUUUGAUUUUAGAGGGAUGGAUAUGUAUGUACCCUUAAAAUUUUCUGCUUGAGAGGUUACUAUAAAGUGUUUCUAAAUUGACUAUGAGUUCUUUAUUUUAGAACUGUUUCUGGUAGCA
Messenger RNA from Andrographis paniculata, 1502 nucleotides. Its product is annotated as aspartate aminotransferase, cytoplasmic-like. Gene Ontology annotation, molecular function: L-aspartate:2-oxoglutarate transaminase activity; pyridoxal phosphate binding. Lineage: Eukaryota; Viridiplantae; Streptophyta; Magnoliopsida; Lamiales; Acanthaceae. Gene Ontology annotation, cellular component: mitochondrion. The transcript is spliced from 12 exons. The coding region runs from base 71 to 1294 and encodes 407 amino acids. Gene Ontology annotation, biological process: biosynthetic process; amino acid metabolic process. The record is from RefSeq and is a predicted model, not a curated record.